AUGCAAAGACUGUGGUACAACGGUUGGAAGCGGAAGCACGCCUUGAAAUACCAGGCUGUAGACACACCGGACGGUAUGAUUCGGCAAUUGUGGGGUCCCAUGCUUGGUCGUCGCCAUGACGUGGCGAUGUUAGGGGAGAGUGGACUCGUGCAGACACUGCAGCAGUGGUUCAACGACGCUAAUGGCCUUCCGUACUACAUAUACGGGGAUCCCGCGUACCAGCUAUCCCCAUGGCUGAUGGCCCCCUACAAGGGCGUGUUGACGGAAGCCCAGGAAAUGUUCAACACUUCAAUGAGCUCGUGCCGCGUAACCGUAGAGUGGGGGUUCGGGAAGAUCGUCGCCUUGUGGCCCUACGUAGACUACGCGAAGAAGCAGCAGGUCGGCCUCAGUGCAUGCGGCCUUGGCAAGCAAUACGCAGUAGCAGGGCUUCUGACCAACUGUCACUCGUGCUUUUACGGCAAUUCGACGUCGAAGUACUUCGGCGUCCCCACCCCGACGCUGCGAGCCUAUCUUGCGGGUGAGGGUUGA
Messenger RNA from Ectocarpus siliculosus, 528 nucleotides. Lineage: Eukaryota; Phaeophyceae; Ectocarpales; Ectocarpaceae. The record is from the annotation of a GenBank genome assembly.